UUAGCUCACUGACUUAGGAUUUAGAUGCGUUUAGGUUUAGGAACAACCUGCUUUUCACUCAUCAAUCAAUCUGGUCGGCAACACCAACAGCAACAUGAGUGCUGUCAAAUGCUGCUUAUUGUUUGGCUUUUUAAUUCUGCUCUGUUGUGUUCACAGUGAGGCACUGCACUGUUACACCUGCAUGGGGUCAACAGAUGAGGAUUGCAAUCGCCAGGGGUCCAAAGAAUGUCCAAGUUACUCAGAUGCCUGCGCUAUUAUCAAAGGAGAUGCCAGUGGUGUGCUGAAGUCAUGUUCCUACAAAUCCUUCUGCAGUCAAGCAAACAGCCAAGGUGACAGAGUUGCAGGGGUGAAGGUUCACUGCUGCUUCUCAGAUGACUGUAAUGUGAUGGGACAUGGCACCCAGCUCAGCAGAGGGUUUAGCUAUCUCUUGGUCCUUCUGUCACUGUUUUGCUAUCUAUUGUCAAGCUAAAAUUGCCAGCACAAGUUUAAAUGUGCUUCAUACAGCAGAAGUCGCAUUUAUGUACUGAGUAGCCUUUAGGUGUAAUAAUGUCUCUGGUCAUGCCUAUUAAACUGAAUAUGACCCAAAUAGACUUUUCAUGCAAACCUAAUGCACAAAAUUGAAAAACAAGACAAAUAACUUUUAGGUCAAAGUAAUUUAAGCAGUGUGAAUAAAUGCAGAAAAACAUUAGGGAAUAUUGUUGAAAGUCAGUACAUCUAUGUUAAUAUGCAGUGUAUUUAGUAUUAAGUAUUAUAUACUCUUAUGAUACACAUAAUUAGCAACCAAUAAAUUGAUUCUUUAUAUUUAAAAGAUAACAAGCUUAAAUCCCAGCAUCUUAACUACCACUGUCUGACCCUCAGCUUUGAUUCCAGUUUCCUAGCUGCCACAUGUGCAUAAAAGAAUUUCUUUGUUCCAUGCAUUUGUCAGCACAAUGACAAUAAAUGCUGUCAGUUUCUUUU
This is a messenger RNA of Silurus meridionalis, 957 nucleotides long. RefSeq names its product lymphocyte antigen 6 family member pge (gene ly6pge). The coding region runs from base 95 to 469 and encodes 124 amino acids. The record is from RefSeq and is a predicted model, not a curated record. The transcript has 3 exons. NCBI's taxonomy places the organism in Eukaryota, Metazoa, Chordata, Actinopteri, Siluriformes, Siluridae.